GCGCAGCCCCGCCGCCUCCCCCUGCGAUCCGGGGGCGCGGUGCCUCCGCCUCGCUCAGGGCUGCUCGUCGCGCUCGCUUCCAGGCUAUUUCUUCGCCUGCUCCGCCCGCCCAGGAGAACCGGAGGCGCCGCUGUCGCAAAAAUCAAUAGCUAGAGCAGCAAAGUGAUGUGAAAUAACGUGGUGACAAAGAUGACUCUUUUACCAGGAGAAAAUUCAGACUAUGACUACAGUGCUCUCAGCUGCGCGUCAGAUGCUUCCUUCAACCACCCUUUCUUUGCUGAAACAGAAACUCUCAAAGGAGUCUUUUACCAAAGAGCCAAACUUAUUCAACCGGGGAAAGAGCUCUACACAAGCAUCCACCCAGAAGACCGGAAGCACCACAUCAUCAUAAAUGUGGGUGGUUUUAAAUACUUGCUCCCGUGGACUACUCUUGAUGAAUUCCCCAUGACCCGCUUGGGACAGCUAAAAUUUUGCAACAAUUUUGAUGACAUCCUCAAUAUUUGUGAUGAUUACGAUGUGACCUGUAAUGAAUUCUUUUUUGAUCGAAACCCUGGGGCGUUUAGGACCAUCUUGACUUUCCUGCGGGCAGGGAAGCUCAGGCUUUUGAGAGAGAUGUGUGCUCUUUCCUUUCAAGAAGAGCUGCUCUACUGGGGCAUUGAGGAAGACAACCUGGAAUGGUGCUGCAAGAGAAGGUACCUGCAGAAGAUGGAGGAGCUUGCAGAAAUGAAUGACACAGAAGAUGAGUUCGCAGAUAGCGAAAACCAGUGUGAGGCCGUGGCAGAAACAAAAGCUGGUCUUUGCAUGAGAAAGUUGCGGGAUAUGGUGGAGAGACCUCAGUCUGGGAUUCCUGGAAAAGUGUUUGCCUGCUUAUCGGUGUUGUUUGUGACCAUCACAGCAGUCAACCUCUCUAUCAGCACCAUGCCUGGCUUAAGAGAGGAAGAGGAGAAAGGCGAAUGUUCUCAGAUGUGCUAUAACAUUUUCAUAGUGGAAUCGGUCUGCGUAGGAUGGUUUUCUUUGGAGUUUCUGCUGAGGUUCAUCCAAGCACCGAACAAGUUUGUGUUUCUGAGGUAUCCAUUAACCCUGAUUGAUAUCAUCGCCAUUCUGCCCUAUUACAUAACUUUGUUGCUAGAUUCUGCAUCUGUGGGCAGUAACAAGAAGCCAAGUUCUGGCAACAUCUACCUGGACAAAGUUGGCCUGGUGCUCCGCAUACUCCGUGCCUUGAGGAUCCUGUAUGUUAUGCGACUCGCCAGGCACUCUCUGGGCCUGCAGACUUUGGGGCUCACUGCUCGAAGGUGCACCCGCGAGUUUGGUCUCCUGCUGCUUUUCCUCUGCGUAGCCAUUGCACUGUUUGCACCCCUCCUGUACGUGAUUGAAAAUGAGAUGGCAGACUCCCAGGAGUUCACCAGCAUCCCUGCUUGUUAUUGGUGGGCAGUGAUCACCAUGACAACAGUAGGCUAUGGCGACAUGGUACCCAGAAGUAUCCCAGGCCAGGUGGUGGCCCUGAGCAGCAUCCUCAGUGGCAUCCUUCUCAUGGCUUUUCCUGUCACAUCCAUCUUCCACACAUUUUCCCGCUCUUACAUUGAGCUGAAGCAAGAGCAGGAAAGAAUUAUGUACAGGAGGGCACAGUUCUUAAUGAAAACAAAGUCCCAGUUAAACAACGCGUCACCAGGGAGUGACAUAUUUCCAACUAUGUCUUCGGAGACAAGGGACAAUGACUGAAACGGAAGUUUCCAUGUCUGCCGGUUGUUGAGCAAACAGGCUGCAUCUUGGCAUUUGCUUCUGGAGGCUUUGGGAGAUGUAUUGUACAAAUAACAUACAAAAGGGCUUUUAGCCAUUAUGACAAUGGGGAUUUAUUCAUCAUUUUGCGUAUUUGCAUUAUUAUUAGUUGGAGAAUAAGAUUGCUGCUUUUCAGCAGACAGCACAGUCUAGACACAAGAUCAUGAAAUGAGUUUAAAAAAACAGGUAUCAUUAACCAAAAGGAUGGUGUAAAAUUAUAUACAAGGCAUAGCUGUUGGCAUUUGUAACAUAAAGGGGCAAGCCAUUUCCCAAGAAAAUGACUGAAUGUUAAUGUUUUGUUCAUUUAGUUAAGUGACCUUUUGUUGCUUAUUUAUACAAAUAUUUGUGAACUACACCAUCUCAGAAAUCCACAUUUUGGGGUGUAUAAUUCCAUUAUUUGUACUGGAUUACGCAUAUAUAUCAUAUUUGCAGAAUAAUUAGUUUUGACUUUAUUGUUACUUUUCCUUCCAUGCUACAAAAGUUUUAUUGUUUCUGUCUCUUUCAGCUUCUGACCUCCUUAGCUUCAAAUAUAGAACAUACCAGAUAGCUGUAAAUCAUUGUCCAAGCCAGGAUAAGCAAUAGUAGAUUUCUUUUCAUCAUAAUUUAAAAGAAGUGCUUCUGGUUGUUUUUGACUGAUAAAGCAGCCUUUUAAUUAGGCACUUGCUUGCUAACUGUUGACAAGACCAAGCAUAGCCCUUCUCACUAGAUAUGCCCCUGGUUACAUUUUCUCUCUUUUUAAAAGAAUGUUUAUUUUGCAAAGUGGUCGAAACAAGGUGUUUUGUGGAGGUCUGGCAUAUCCAGUAACCACAGGAUUUCACAGUGUCUUAUUUACACAACUUCUCAGUGGGUUACAGCUAAAGGGGCCCCAUCAAGGCCAAAAAGCUUUAUGAUUGCCCUGUCAUGCAUAUUGUUCUCUGAACAUUUACAAGAAAGCACAGGAUAAUCAUUCACGGUCUCCUGGAUACUAACUGCCAGAUUGACCUGAAAUGGCUGUCCUUCUAUUCCAUGCCUUAUAAUGCUAAUAACGAAAGGUAGCUAACUGCAAAUCAAACACAAUAUGCACUGAAAUAUCACACCAUGCCAAUCAUUG
Varanus komodoensis (Komodo dragon) is the source of this 2866-nucleotide messenger RNA. It is a transcript of the gene KCNG1, whose product is annotated as potassium voltage-gated channel modifier subfamily G member 1. The coding region runs from base 190 to 1719 and encodes 509 amino acids. Gene Ontology annotation, molecular function: delayed rectifier potassium channel activity; protein binding. The transcript has 3 exons. Lineage: Eukaryota; Metazoa; Chordata; Lepidosauria; Squamata; Varanidae. Gene Ontology annotation, cellular component: membrane; voltage-gated potassium channel complex. The record is from RefSeq and is a predicted model, not a curated record. Gene Ontology annotation, biological process: protein homooligomerization; regulation of delayed rectifier potassium channel activity; potassium ion transmembrane transport.